AUGGAGAGUGAAGAGGAGCCGGCGAUGUCUCAGCGUUCGCUUGUCGCGGCGGAUCAGUAUGGACUGCAGAGGCUGAAGCUGAUGUGCGAACAUAGGCUGAGCAGCCUCAUCGAUAGGAACUCUGUCGAAGAUAUCUUGCAUCUAGCAGAGAAGCACCGAUGCGCAGCGCUGAAGGAGGCAUGCUUUGAUUUCAUCGGCUCCACGGAAACUCUGGUUCCAGCCCGGGAAAGGUUGCUUCAGGUGCGGGAAACAGAGGAGCUUCGGAGGAUUUUUGGAUACGAGAAGUUCAUCGAAAGGGAAAUCCUCGAGCGAUCAGAGCAUUUGAAGUACGACAGUUUCACCCUCAGGGUCCAGAUACAUGUUGUCAAGGAAACACCAUCUGUUCUGGUGCCACCAUCUGACAUCCAACGACAUCUUGGUAGUCUCCUGAUGUCAAUGGAGGGCGCCGACGUUGAGUUCCUCGUUGGUGGGGAGACGUUUGCUGCGCACCGGCUGGUGCUCGCGGCACGGUCGCCAAUCUUCAACGCCGAACUCUACGGCCCGAUGAAGGAAGGGACCGUCACAAACACCAUAGAGAUAGAUGAUAUGGAUGCACAGGUGUUCGAGGCCAUGCUUCAUUUUAUAUACCCUGAUUCAUGGCCGGAGAUGGAGCAGGAAGACGAAUCCGCAAUGACUCAACAUUUGCUGGUUGCAGCCGACAGGUACUGCACGCAAAGGCUGAAACUGAUCUGUGAAGCUAGGCUCCAUGACCACAUCGAUGCAGGCUCUGUGUCAAUUAUCCUGGCGCUAGCUGACAAGCAUAACUGCUCUGGUCUUAAGAAGGAAUGCUUCAACUUCCUCAGGUCUUCAACAUCUCCGUUGGUGGUCAUGGAAGCCGAAGAGUGUGAGUAUUUAACCCAAAGUUGCCCUACUGUCAUGGAGGAGUUAAAUACUAUUUUCCUUGAACGAAAUUUGGAGAAGGCAAAAAUUUCAGAAGAAGGAAUCGAGGACAAUGCCCAUCUGACCAUAAAAGAUUAG
Molecule: messenger RNA, 1017 nt
Organism: Panicum hallii
Lineage: Eukaryota; Viridiplantae; Streptophyta; Magnoliopsida; Poales; Poaceae
Product: BTB/POZ and MATH domain-containing protein 2-like
Exons: 2
Coding region: 1-1017 (338 amino acids)
Biological process (GO): protein ubiquitination
Molecular function (GO): protein binding
Source: RefSeq, a predicted model, not a curated record